Messenger RNA from Dreissena polymorpha, 6691 nucleotides. RefSeq lists its product as uncharacterized. Gene Ontology annotation, cellular component: microtubule organizing center. The record is from RefSeq and is a predicted model, not a curated record. The transcript has 38 exons. NCBI's taxonomy places the organism in Eukaryota, Metazoa, Mollusca, Bivalvia, Myida, Dreissenidae. The coding region runs from base 86 to 5995 and encodes 1969 amino acids.
CAACCGUUUAAGCACUGUGCAGCAAUCUCCCAAUGACGCGAAAGAUGAACUGUCAUUUGUUCUAAACGUUUAGUAUUUAAAAAAAAUGGAUUCGUUUAAUGUUGCUGAUAAAACGUUUCCAGUGGAUUUAGAUGGAAGUUGCAAUGCCAAUCUACUGGGGGAGGUGACAUAUGGUGAAAUCGGAACAGCGCCCCCCAUGAUGGAGAAGAUGAACACUGGGCGCAAGUCGCCAGUCCGGGGUCCAACGGCGAAAGAGGUCAACAAAGAGAUAGCUGAACUCAAAAAGGAGAAUUUCAACCUGAAGCUGCGGAUCUACUUUUAUGAGGAGCGUGUUAAUACAAGGGAUAGGGACCAGGAUGUGAUUAAGUAUAACAUUGAGUUGAACAUGGAGGUUGCCAGGUGCAAGGAAGAGCUGCGACAGAAGCAGGAACUGCUCGACAAGGCCUCACAAGCAAUAGAGACCAUGACAGGCAGGUACAACGAGGAGCUUGACAAGGAAAUGGUGAAAAUCCAGCAAGACAGCAAAGACAAAAUGGAGGAAGCGAGAAAGAGAAUCCUCAGCCUGGAGGAGCAGGUGAACUCUCUCAGUGAUCUCACGGAGGCCUUUAAAGAGGACCUGGGUACACAGAAAGCUGAGCUGGAGGGGAAGAUCAGGCAAGCAAAGGAGUUGACUGCCACCCUGGAGAAAAGAGACAAAGAAGUAAAAGAACUGAAUGAGAAGGUAACAGCAGGCGAGAAUGAGAUAAAACGACUGAAAGAUGAAGCAGUGAAGCGAGAUCUGGACCACGCAGAACAACUAGAUCAAUUACAGACUAAUCUGGGACGUAAAGACAGGGAUGUCAAGCGUCUUUCAAUCAUUGUACAAGAAAAGACUAAGAUUGACGGAGUGACGGCCCUUGAACGCUCUCACUUGAAGGAUGAAGUGGAGGAUAUGAAAAAGAACCUGGACAAGUUGCGACAGAAGUGCCAGGGGCAGGAAAACCAGAUGAAGAAAAAGGACGACCUUGUGGCUAAACUGGAAGACCUACUGCGUUCCAAGGAGGCGGAAAAGGAGGAAUGGAAGAAAAAGCAUGAUGACCGACUAAAAGCAUACAACAGAGCAAAAUGCAUAGUUAAAGAUGGAGCACAAAUGUUAAUUGACCAUAAGUGUGAGAUCAUUGAGUUGAAAGCAAAAAUAUCUGAGCUGGAAAACACAAUUCAGUCCUUAAGAGAGCAAAUAAAUGCCUUACAAGGAGCAAAAAGCAAGAGGGCAAGACGGUUGAGUGUGCCCAUGGACAGCUAUAACUAUAAAGAGGAGCUCAUGCGAACCCUUGGCAAACGUGAUGGGGAACUCGAUAACUUUAGAGACCUACUCAACCGCGCAGAGAAGUCCCUCGCACUCAGUGAACAGGCCGUAGAGGCAUUGCAGAGGGAGCUGGAAAAAGAAAGAUCUUCAAAGGAUACCGGCAGUAACAAGGACAACGAGCUUUCAUCGCUAAGAAAAGAGCUCAGCAGACUCCAUGCAGAGCUCGAGCAGCAGGCUCAGAGCCACGCAACAGAGCUCCAGAAGCAGGCAGUCACCCAUAAAGCUCAGUUGAAAGAGCUCAACGACCAGGCUCGCACUUACCGGUCACAGCUAGAUGAGAUGGCCAAAAGGCACCAAGACCAGCUUGAUAGACAGACGUCCCUGAUAGAAGGGAUGAGGGAUGGGACAUUCCACGGCAAGAUGGGUCCGUUUGAUAUGAACCUCCACAUCACAUCUAACCACGUGACCUCCUUCCCGGACCACAGUGACCCCCCUUCCCAGGGAUCUCAGAGCCCUACGGACGGGGGUCACAUGAACCAUCACAGGAACCCCUUCAGAGGUCACAGGUCGCGCGAUUCCAGUUCCCUGACAGAAUCAUUUCAGGAGCGGGGACGAAAUGAUAGGAGUAGCAAUGGCUUCAUCAAUGGACUGUCGGGCCGUCCCUCUGACAGCCAGGCACAAGAUAGAACUCAUCUAUCGGACCUACAGCAGAGUGACGAAAUAAGUCGCCUGCGCAGUCAGGUCAAUGACCUUGUCGCCAAGAACAGCGACCUUGAGUUGACCCUCCGGGCCACGGAGGAGACUGUUCGCUGCCAGACCCAAAAGAUGAAACUGUAUAGAGGGAUGCUGGUUGAGAGUGGCAGCAUUCCAAGGUCAAGGUCACAGAGUCUUCCACAAAGCCCCGUCUCAGGUAUAGGCUCUGGUUCCCCACCCCCGGAGAUGCAGAGACAAAGUCGAAGUCCCACUAGAAAGUCAGAGGGCCAGUCUCAGAAACUGCCGCGUUUCAGAUCAGCUUCCCCGUUGCUUGGUGCUCAAACCGAUAUCCUUAUCAUUAAGCAUAAGCGUGAAAUCGAGGCACUUCAGAAAGAAAACGCAAAGCUCAAACAGCAAAUCGAUGGGUACCAAAAAGUGCUGAACGUAUUCCAGAGCAGGAGUCCUAGUCCUGGCGACGCAGGCUCCAACUCGAGACGAUCUAGUUCGGAAUCAAAUCACUCGACCUCGGACAUGAGUACUGUUGACGGGGAACCGAUAAGUACCGAGAGUGCCAGUUGCAUCGUAGAAAGUUGGGUGGGGUUGUUGAAUAAGUUUCUUGACGAGCUCGGGGAAAAUCAAGGUUAUCGGGAACUCCCGUUGGCGUCGGUGGAAGUAAGUCGUUUAAAACGGGGCCUUGCGCAAGUUAGAGGCGCUUUGCACUCGCUGACUGACACUCCUAGAGCCACAGAUCCCAGAGGUCGUCUCUCUCCAGACAGUGGGUGUUCAGACAAUGCACAAAGCGGACCAAACACCCUGAAGUCCCCACUUACCAGCCCUGGACGCAGCAACAAUGCAGUCGACCUGACGUCCUCUCAGCUAAGUGUAACCAGUCCGAAUCGCAGUAGCCAGUCCAGUUCCAAGCUGGAGCACAGCGAAACCUACAUCACCAGUCCACGUUUAAGUAAUGGCAAAGAAACCAGUCUGCGAGACGAGCCCAGUCCUUCAGAUCACACCCUCAAACAGAGCAACAUUUUCGAAGAUUCAGAAUCUCCAUCAAACAGUGGCAAAAAUGCUUCAUAUCGCUCUGGCUCUUGCAGCUCUCAGCAGACUGCCGCAAGUUCCCUGUAUAAAGACAAAAGAUCAUCAGUUGAUGCUGCUGUUAAAGAUCCCGCCAGCGAAGACUCCAUGCUUGCGGCCACUAGGAUCAGUCACUUUUUCCGAACCCGGGCAAACUCGAGCUACCCAGGCAUGGACUUUACCCGAGACGAGAGUUUGAACUUUGACAACGAUGGCGGCGAUUCUCCAGACGCGGCCAUAGUGCCUGAUCCUUUGCGCUUUGGAAUAAGUAAACCUCUUCAAGACAGCACAGUGAGCUCCGUGAGUUCUGCAGUGGAAAGGGGGUCACAGAGGCUGACGAUGCAGAGCACAGAUUCCUGCGAGAAGCUUCGACACUGCAGCGAAAAGACCAUCGCAAACGAUUUCAGCAUCAACAGCAUUAAUACCCUCUCCAGUACCCACAGCAGCACAUUCCGAUCCCAGACAGCCUCUAUCCCUAGACAGAAGGUCAUCCCAGAGAUCUCGGUGACUAGACCGUCUUUUGAGCGUAUUGAUGUCACGAACAUGUCGCCAGAUCGUCUGGAGAUGACAGUGACUAUGGAGGAGAUACAGACCUCACCGGAAGACGGGAGUUCACCUGAAAACGGGAGUUUGCCUCAGACUUUCAACGUGACCCUCAUGGAUGUGCUAGGGACUCGUAGACAUAAUGCAAGCGGAAGCCCAAACAAGGACUUGUUCCAAAACACAUUUUCUACGUCUUUCAUUGAAGGGGUCGGUGACCAGACACUGAACCCUGACGCGAGUGCCCAAUGUAUACAGGACAUCAGCACGAACAUCACCAGUGACCAGGAGAACAAACGGGACAUGAAGAGGACCUUGGAAACAAUGGAAAAAGUCCUCACCAGUUUCAGCGAGGGUCAAGGUCAUGGUCGGGGGUCAAGGUCGUUCAAGGAUCUUGAGACGGAGCUGAUGAAAAUCUUGAAACAACUACAAGAACAACUGGAGCAGAGCUUGAUUGAGAACCAACACAUAGCAGAACAACUCAUGUUUUACUAUCAGAGCUCUGUGAGUUCCAUACAGGACCAGGACAGACAGCUUUCAAAGUACGAGCAGUUGUUGAUUGGGACCAAUAAAAAACUGGAGGAAAAGACAAUGCAGCUUAAAAACAAAGAUUCCAUCGUAUCUCAACUGCAAGUGACCCUGAACGAGUUCAAGAUGUCUUCCACACAGGAUCGCACAGAUAUCGCGACCUUUAAAACCAAGAUGGCUGCCCUGGAAUCAGAGAGAAACACACUCAAAACUGAAAUCUCAGAUAUCAAAACGACUAACGUGAAACUGCGAAGCCAGGUGAAGUCGCUUGAAACGGAGCAGGCGAACUCCAAAGACAUUGUGGAGAAGUUGAAAGCGAACUGCCAUAAUCUGAUGUCCGCCCUUGAGCAAUAUAAGAAACGUUCCGAACAACUUGUGGAAGACAACAAGAACCAUAUGGAGGCGGUGUACAGGCAUCAGAACAAGGUCAGAGACCUAGAGGAUGUAUUGUCACAGAAGAAGUCAAUGGAGAUGCAGUGGCAGGCGAGAGUGGCUCAGCUGGAAAGUGACCUUGACCUUCAACUAGAAAAUGAGGACAAGAACCAUAGCGCAUUGAAUGAUGAGAAGUCAAGGGCGAGCAAGUUGGCGGCCGACUUGAAGGCCGCAAAUGACGCACUUACAAAACGGGAGCAGGAGCUGCAAGUUAUGAAGGAGCGAGUCUCGGUUUACAAACAGAACGCUGAGUCUCAGAUGAGUCAGCUGAAGACGAAGUACGACCAGGCAAAGCAAGUCCUAAAGGAAGAGAUCAAUUACAGGGAAAAAGUGGAGAAUGAAAAAAAUUCUGCCUUAAAAAACUGCCAAAUGUUUUACGACUACAUCUGCAAGUUGAAGAAGGAGAAAAGAUCAAGUGAGAGGAAGAUUCAGGAGAUUCUCACACUGCUGCAGAGGGAAAAAGAGCAACAGAACAACGGCUCUGAAGGUUCUAGGGAGGAUGUCCUUCUGCUGCUACGGUCAGUCAACCAACGUCUGCCACCGAUGAUAGAAGAGAACCAGAAGAUCUCUUCAGAUGUCAAGGCAGUAUUGAAGGACUGGGACCAAUUGCUCUCAGGGAGAUCGGAAUAUGCAUCUUCACUCAGUGAGCAGGAUAAUUCUCAAGAUUUCGACCAAGGUUUUGAAGGCAACCUGACCUGGCCUCAGAGGAGAAAUGUGCAAACACCAGAUGACUGGUCAAAAACUCUACCACUAAGGGACAUCACUCCAUCCUUGAAUGAGUCUGGUAGUGGUUCUCUCCCUUUGAAGAAGAAAAAAUCAGAUGAAAACAGGAAGUUGGGUGAGGCUGGUUACCAGGAGAUUUUCAGCGUGCCUGGACCAAUCUACAGGCAGGGAAUCAGUGACAGAUGUCUGAUCUAUAAUGUGAACGACAAGCCAGAGUAUUUGUCAGGCCUCACACAGGUUAGGAUAGACUCCGACCAAAGGUCGCUGUUUGCAAUAGGAAUGAUAGACACUUUCGAAAAGCUCCGUAAGGAAACCAACGAGUGCAGCGUGAUACUGCGUGGUGCGAGCACGCGAAUCAACGAGCGACUCAAAGUGUUCACCACUGGCCCUGCCACAGAGAGUCUCGAGUACUCUGUACUGAAAGAGCUGGCGUUUGCGAUGCAGAAUCUCAACAUCUGCGUGGACUCUCAACAGACAGCCAUUGGGUUCUUCUGGACCAGCGAACUGCCAGCCCCAAACCAGCACGGUGAAUUUGUCAACCAGAAGUUAUUGGAUCAGGUGGCCUACCUGAAAAAUGAGCUUGGAAUGCUGAGGAAGAAGUACGAGUCGAAUGCCGGACAGGAGGACCAAAUCUGCAGAUCAUUGGAAAGCACUCUGGAUGUGGUGACGAGGGCAAAGUACAACUUGCAGAGACAGAUGCCUGGAAGUCCGAGAUAAUGAAACACCUGAGCCAAUAUGUUCUGGGAAAACCGGGCUUAAUGAAUGUGGGUAAAGUGUUGUCCCUGAUUAGCCUGUGAAGUCAGCACAGGUUAAUGAGGGACAACACUUUCUGCCUAACUGGAUUUUUGUGAAGAAGAGAUUUUACGUAAACAAAAACUGCCAUAAAACAGUAAGUGUCGUCCCUGAUUAGCCUGUGCAGACUGCAUAGGCUAAUCCAUAAGGACACUAAACACACAUGCACUAAGCCUUGUUUUCCUAGAGUUUGGCUCAUGGAAAUAUAGAAUGCAUCAACUGACUUUCACUAGAACUAAUUGGACUUUAGGCAAGAAUCGAACUUGGGGAUGCAAACAAGAACUGUAUAUAGUGUGCGUGUCAAUGUUAAAAUGACGGGAACAUGUUUAUUGGGUUCAGUGGAACUUGUAUCUCAACUAUUUAGAGAAAUUAUUGUUAACUUUUUUAAGAUUCCCAAUUUAAUAAGACAAACCUGGUAUUAUAAAAAAUUGGGUCAAGCAUAAAAUGUAAGGGUAGGGCUGGUUAUUAGAAACAUUUUUUUUCUUCUAAUGCAAUGAAAAUAAUGAUUAACAUACAAGACUUUUGUAUGCAUUGUUUACAAGUUGUUCCUAAAUGUAGGCCUAAAGCCAGAAUGGUUUCAUAUUUGUACAUUCAAUUAAAUAAUUUACUUAACACUAUGCC